AUGUCCUCCUUCACCGACAGUUGUAGUAGUGGCAUUUCAAGGAAAUCAUUUGCUGCUGACGAAUCGCCUGCUCCACCACCAGGUUUACAACGCAAGAGGUCCAUGUCAUUAUCCAGUCAACUACCCAUCCUAAAAUCAAAACCAUCUCACAACAUGUAUCCAUCCUCCACAUCCUCACUCCAUUCCACUCGAGAUCGUUCAGCAUGCAUCCAAUACUCAAAACAAGCCCAUUUCUCCAAUUACAAUUUUUCACACUCAACAAGUGCCUUUCAAGAGCUUCCUGACGAACUCAAAUGUUACAUUUUCACAUUUCUUUCUGGAAAUUUCAUCUUCAAGACAGUUCGAAUGGUAUGUCAGAGUUGGAGAGAUCUCAUUCGAGAAUAUGGAAUUUUUUCAGGUCCUUUGACUUUUACAGUUUAUUCACCAGAUUAUGAGAGAGAUCGAAAAAAGGAUUUGAAACGAAUUGAGAUUUUUGUAAAGUGUUGUAAGGAAGGAUAUUUUACUCAAUUGGAUGAUUUGCAGUUGAAUUUUUCAAUGAAGGAUCAGAGUGUGAUGAUUAAUGCGUUGUUUUUGGACUCGUCAGGAAUGACAGGUGGCAUUUCACCGUUGUCAGGAAAUGCCUUGUUAAUGAGUGACAGCGUAUUUUCGAAUGUCUCUCCAACUUCAAGCAAUGCUUUGAAUUUGUCACAACAUUCGAUACAAAUCUCACCAAGACAAGUCUCUCCAAGAAGACGACAUUCCAAGAAUUUGACAAGUGACAACUCCCAGACUUUUCGAAAAACUCAACCCUAUUUCCCAAACUUGACCAAACUCCAAAUCAAAUAUCAACAUCCUUUCUGCAAGACUUUAGCCACUUCACCCUACCUUACCUCACUCAAGCACCUUAACUUAAGUUUUUGUCGAUUAGUGACAGAUUCUGAAGUCAAAGAAUUGGCACAAAGUGAAUAUUUAACCAAAUUAGAAACUCUUUUAUUGCAAGGGACAAGUAUCACUGAUGAAGGAGUUAAAGCCAUUGCCACUAGCUCCACACUCAUUCAUUUGACAUGUUUGGACAUUGGUGGAAAUUAUCCGCUAAUUACAAUGGAAGGAUUUUUAAGUGUUCUCACAUCCAACAAUUACCACAAGUUGAAAACCUUUGAAUUUCAAGGAAAUCGUGUGAGAUUUGACAAUUUCAUGCCACUCACUUCUCAAACAUUGUCAAGUUCUGGUGGUGCAACAACAAGUGCUUGGAGUCCAUUGAAAUCUGCUUCUGUUCAGUUGGUGACGCAUUCCUUUCCAAAUGAUUCUGCAUCAUCAUUGGGAUUAAGGUACUUGAAUUUGUAUCGAAACUUUUUUGGAAAGACGGGAGCGCAAUUUAUUGCACAUCAUGCUUUUCAAUUGUUCAAGAAUUUGACCUCUUUGAAUAUUACGAACAAUUACAUUGAAAAAGAAGGAAUCAAGUACUUGUGUGAGAGCAGUCACUUGUCAAAUUUGACCUACCUCGAAGCAGGAUACAAUAACAUUGGAGAUGAAGGAGUUAAAUAUGUGGCCAACGCUAUGUUUGCCUCAAACUUGACUCAACUCUUUUUGGUCAACAAUAAUAUUGGACCUGAAGGAGUGAAAGCAUUGACUGAUCCAGUCACUUCACAGCUUUGCAAUUUGACUGAAUUGAGUUUGAGUAACUUUGACAAUGAAAAUAACAAUAAGAUUGGAGAUGAAGGAGCCCUUGCACUUGCUCAUAGCCCCCUGUUAUGGAAGUUGCAAAAGUUGUCCCUGCGAAAGAAUCAAAUCGGUGAUCAAGGAGUGCUUGAAUUGUCUCAGAGUCCGUUCUUGCAGAAUUUGGAAGAAUUGGAUUUGAGGUAUAAUAAUGCUGCACUUGAAUCGAUCGAGGCUGCAAAUUUUCGUGUGGGAAGCAAGAAUUUACUGCAUCAUCAGAUUGCGAAUCAUCACAUACCGAGUAAGCAAAAGAAACACAAAUCCAUCGAUAAGAAUUGUUUGGUUCAAUAA
This is a messenger RNA of Naegleria fowleri, 1986 nucleotides long. RefSeq lists its product as uncharacterized. Gene Ontology annotation, molecular function: GTPase activator activity; small GTPase binding. Lineage: Eukaryota; Heterolobosea; Eutetramitea; Acrasida; Naegleriidae. Gene Ontology annotation, cellular component: perinuclear region of cytoplasm; cytosol; nucleus. Bases 1 to 1986 code for a protein of 661 amino acids. Gene Ontology annotation, biological process: nucleocytoplasmic transport; activation of GTPase activity. The transcript has a single exon. The record is from RefSeq and is a predicted model, not a curated record.